Messenger RNA from Petromyzon marinus (sea lamprey), 5632 nucleotides. RefSeq names its product histone-lysine N-methyltransferase Smyd1-like. The record is from RefSeq and is a predicted model, not a curated record. Lineage: Eukaryota; Metazoa; Chordata; Hyperoartia; Petromyzontiformes; Petromyzontidae. Gene Ontology annotation, cellular component: nucleus. Gene Ontology annotation, molecular function: protein binding.
UUUAGAGGCGUCAGGGUCGGGAUCGAACCCACGACCUCCUGUAUACCGGGCGAGAUAGUUAACUCCUCGCCUACGUGGCGCCCAAACAUAACAUCAUAACAAUUAACAUCAACACAACAUUCAAACUGAAGUGUCUUCCAGUAAUAAAAUGUACCUAAAGCCCGAGGGAUAUUUGCACUCAUAACUUAACAAGAAAAUAGCAGACAUUGUGAUACUGACAGGGGCUUAGGCUCUUUUUUGUGCGUUGCCUAGCACUGCGGCCACCUCGCUUUCAACUUCAUGCCCCUUGUGUAGGUCACCAUAGCAGGACUCUUCUAAAUAUGGUGUUGAAUGCGCGUGGCUGGCUUAAUAUACGGAUGCUGUUAUCUCUAUAGAGCCCUUGCUGUCGAAGCCUUGGGCAUUCUGUCGCGACAGGCAAACCGAGAACGCCGCUUCGUCGAAGGGGGCAGACAGGCACAUAAACAUUAUUCGUUGAGUGACUUUAAAAAAAAUAAACAUUUGUUGCAGCAUUAGGGCUAUUUACAAACAGGGUUUCUUAAUUGCGAGAAUAGGCAUGUUUCUGGAAGGGCUAAAGAUUGUGACGCUGCCGGGGAAAGGACGCUGCUUGGUGACCACAAGGAGUUACCGAACCGGGGACGUCAUAUUCUCAGCAAAGCCUUACGCUGCAGUGGCAUUUGACAGCCACCUUGCUCAGGUUUGCCACAGCUGCUACCGCUCGGGCCAAAACCUGCUGCAGUGUGGUCGCUGUGGCUUUGCCUUCUACUGCGAUCGGACGUGCCGACAAGAAGGCUGGCCACAGCACAGUUCGGAGUGCGCCGACAUGCAGAGCUGCGGCCUGCCCACGGACAACGUUCGGUUGGUGGCCCGUAUUUUGAGGCGGGCGAUUAAGGACAGUGUUUUUGGAGCAGAGGGCGAAAUCAUUUCUCCAGAUCGGCUGGAAACACACAUCGAGAGGCUGAGCAACGACGAACGGCAAGCUAUGGAGCGAGACGUGACAGCGUGCCUGCAGUUCUGCCCCGCGGCAUCAAAGCACUUUGACACAGCCUUCAUACUGCAAAUGCUUCAGAUUGUAAACCUCAACAGCCUUAUCCUGACAGACCAGAGUGGUGUCAAAGCCAUGGGGGUGGGCCUCUUUCCAACCAUCAGCCUGCUUAAUCACGACUGCUGGCCCAAUUGCUGCGUGACCUUCAACAACGGAAACCGCCAAGCAAAUAAAGCCACCUUCCACUCCAGUGCGAGGGCGGAGCUGCGUGUGAUGCGAGCGAUCAACGCCGACGAGGAGCUCACCGUCUCCUACCUGAGUUUUGUCGGUCUGGCGGAGGAGCGCCGAGCCUUCUUGCUCCGAGACUAUUUCUUCGAGUGCAACUGUGUCCACUGUCAGGAUCACACGCAAGAUACUUUGCUCACUGCAGCCAAGUCAAAAGAUAUCGAUGCCAAACAAGUCGUGGAGGACUCCAAACAUGCCCUUGGGAAGGUUGACAUGGCCCUGGCAGAGAAGCACUGGGACGAGGUGUGGAGCCUGUGUAAAGAGGCUCUGGACAAACACCUGCCGGUGCUCGCAGACACAAACAUCUACCUCCUGAGGAUGCUGAGCGCUGCGGCAGAGGCUGCCACCCACAACCGGGAACUCGGCAUUGCUGCCAUCUACGCAGCCAGGGCUGUGACCGGUUAUCGUGACGUGUGCCACCCAAAGUCUCCACAGCUGCUGGAUGCGUUCGUGAGGGCUGGCGCUCUCUGCUAUGGCUCGGGCCUCUAUGAAGAUGCCCACACCUUCCUGUGCGAAGCGCUUGCCAUUCUCAUCGUCACGCACGGAGCGACGCACGCGAGGACAAAAUACAUCCAGGUGAUGAAGGCGAAAGUGGAGAGGGAGAUAGCUCUGCUGCGGAGAAACGAAGUCAUUCCCCGCGUUGUCCAGAGCGAGCGUGCCCUCGAGCGCAAGAGUGAGCUGCAUGGCCUACUGGCGCCGUACAUCAAGACCAUCUUCCCACGGAGAUACUGAGCCAGCCCCUUGCGGCGUCGGCGGGCGCGGAGGCACUGGAGGAUGAUGAGAUCUAGAGCAGAAUGCCCGAUAGAGGAAAGCAAUCGUAGAGGAAAGCAAUCGUUACUAGUUCUGUUAAUUAAAGUUGCUUUAAAGUGUGUUUAACACUGACUGUGGCAUGCCCCCUGUGUGAGUUUUCGUAUGGCCUUUCUCUUUACACACAACGUAAUGCUGCAGGGUUUUACUGAACCACCGUAAGCCAGUCGGUUUAUUUAAGGUAAGGCCCAUUGAAUUAAGAAGCUAUUUUUUUAGUGGUGACCCACCCAAAGAAUAUCAUUCAGGAAAUUAUUUCACUUGUGUUAGUCCUUGAGUCCAGACGAGAUAUUUCACUUGUCCGUAUCACCUGAGGUGGCACCACUUCAGCAGUUCUAAUUUCGUGACGUGGCCAACAACAGUGAAUGAUUUGAUAAUAAUUUUUAAAUAAGUGGGUUUAUAAAUCGGAAUGUCUAUAGUUUUUCUACUUUCGGUGAUACUGGGUUCUUCUCUGGCCCAUGGACUAUAUCUGGUGACUCACUUCAUUCACAAGUGUGCUGUAUGUUAUUUUACUUUUUAAAUGUGAUUUAUUUCAAACCCUGCUGCAUUUGAAAUGUCACCACCAAUCACAUCAUUAUGUCGUGCUUAUUUUGGAGAUUAUUUUAAAACAAUGUUUUUGAACUUGAAUCACAAUGGCUAAUAUAUGCUUAGAUAUGAAAAAGCUUGCGAAGGAGAAGGGAAACUCAACAAUUUGUAUCCGUUAUUAAAUUCACAAAUACGGCGUGAAAAAUAAAUCAACUUGUCAUACGCCAACGCACAGUAUUCACUCGCUAUUAAAGAGAGAGAACGAGUCAAGAGGCACGAGGAGCGAUAGGCAAGCAGGAAAGGCAGCCAGGCACUGAGCUGGUGCCAAAUUUCCUCCCCAAGUUCUGCGGUCCUCUGUUGUUGAAGGUGUUAGCCAAUUAAUGAGUGUUUACGUGAUUGCAAUGUUGGUAUGCUGUGACACUGAAAAUGUAACUGUUUAAUUAUAUGUAUGGUUGCUUUUAUUUGCAUCCUAAAUCAUGGCUUGCUUGUAAUGCUUUACAUCUGGCUUGGGUUUUAAUGAGCCACUGAAUUAACUUUAAUGCCCUAAUUCAUGACAUUGUUAAUCAGCACUUGUAACUGAAUCCUUUUCACUACUGCCAAACAGGUAUUUCAGCAAGUACUGCACUGUAAAAAAAGUAUAAGCAACGUUCAUUACCAUAAUUAUCUUAAAUUUUAUUUUACACAAAUAAUUAUAAGCAAGAAUUGCAUUUAUCGAACGUUACCGAUAAAAAUGUGUUCAGUUUAAAGUUAACUAUUGUCGCCAAACAAAUUUUAGAUGUGCUAUGAAGAAGGGCAAUUGCCCAAAAGCCACCUGAAAUAUAUAUUUUGUCCUUUUAAUGUAGUGUUAUUGACAGAUCUGUUAAAGCUUGUAUUACUUAGCAACACACUCCAUUUAAAAUGUCGUGCUUUCCAGGGACCGCUAUUAUAACUUGUUCCAACAUUAUUCUUCGCAUCUCCAAAGGGACAGAACGACCUGUGACAACUGAAGGGAGGUGGUAGUCAUCUGCGUGACAUGUCACGUCAUGGAAAACAGCUGACGAGUCCAUAUGACAGCAAGACAUGUUUUUUUCCUAAGUGCGUUCCUUGCUGAAAGCCGACUAAUGCCCUUAACAAAAGCUCGAAUCCACAAGUAAGCAGGGUACAAACAUCGAUUUAAAACAAAGGUAAGCAUAAAAUUGGUGAAUGGAAAAUGGAAGUGCCUGCAAUAACCAUGCUCCAUUAAACUGCACUUGCUGAAUCAUGCCAACAAUAUACUGUCGUUUGCAAAUGUGUGGCUUUUGGACAAUUCAAUGCAUUCUGCAUGAGGGGGCGGUGGUGCUGUGGCUUGCACACGACGCUGUGCACCCGAGUUGGAUUCCCGGCCACGGCUACAAAUCCGCAGUGAAAGGGUCCUGGGAACCCCUAUCCACAAACCCAUCACCGUGCCAGCCUUCAUAGGUGCUCGAGAACAGCACUUGCCCUACAGUCUGUUAAAGGCUAUACGGAGGAUCUUUGUCUUAUGAAUAUGAUAUGUUGGUCACAGGAAAUAUGUCAUUCUCCAUUCAAUUACUGUCAUCUGAAGAGUCUUAAGAAAUUAGAUGUGCAUACUGUGUGAUGCCUUUAUGAAGACAACAUUUAUCUCUGGUGAAAGGCAGGGUUCAUUACAAACGUGGUGAUUAUACAACAACAAAAAAUAACUGUGAGAGAACCCGUUGCUCUACAGCAGAAAAUAAAAAACAGCUGUCAUUUGAAUAGUCUAUCAGACCUGCAGUAUUAUCUGAUAAAGCUCAACAUUGCUCAGUGCAAAUCAAUUCCUGCCACCUGUACACAGAUGCCAAUUCCCAGACUGUCGAGGUCAAACUCCAGACAGGUGGCAACUCUUCCACCUCUGUAGGUCCUACAGUCUAUAACACCUGUUAUGCAUGGUGGUCACCUAUCGAAUAACUAUCCCGGCUCGAAUCCUGUGUUGCGUUCCUACCAUAGUGACGACGUGAGGUAGUAACAUUACUGAAACUGCAGGGGGCAGGAUUGCAUUUUCACAGGAAGGCUAUGAAAUAGCGCACCCGUUUGUUGACUUUGCUCAAUAAUACUGCGGCAUAUUGAGAGAGACAGGUGUGCACUGAUUUCAUGGGCAUAUAGACAUUAUAGCCAACAUUUAACAAAUUAUAUAACUGUGUUACCUACUUCAAAUAAACGUGUGCAUGUUUGCUUUCGGUAGCCGUGUCUAACGGAAUACCACCUGUGCAAUGUUCCGCAAAUCUUUACAUUUUCGCUGCGUGCGAUUGCGCCAUGAGAGUUCUAAAUCUACGACUUAUCCAGCUCAAACAGUAUACUCAGAACCAUCAUAAAAAAUAUAUAUAUUAGAUAAAGAUUUUUAAAUCACACAAUGUAUGUUUGUGUAAAGCAUAUAUAUGCGCGGGGAAUUUUAAAUCAGAAAAAGCAACGCUUAAGGAUUUUGGAGGCACAUUUGAGGUACAGGACCAACGCAUGCCUUUGGCCAUCAGCACGGGUUUUAAGAGUCUGUGCAAAUGAGUAGGAAUAUGUAAACAAACGGAUCACGUGGCAUGGAUCAUUUGAAACGCAUACAAAUGUAGUGUGUUGUUGAUUGACACGCGUGUUCAACUUAGGAUGUUGCUCGUUGCAAAAUUUCGUCAUUCAUGCACAACAUACUUCCUCCUUGAGUGUGCCGAACACCAUCUGUGUACAGCACUUACGAAGUGGCCAUUGGGUGCAAUUCAAACAUGUUGGUGAGAAAGGGGCCCACACUGGCAUUGUUAUUCUGAUAACUGUUGCUGCCUGGAAAGAGGCCAAAUUUCAAUUAGCCAACUUCCUGGUUUUGUAUUAAUAAUGAUCUAUGUACAUUCUGUUUCACUUAUUGCUUGUUGUACCCUUUUGGAACGCAACAAUGCCCCUACUCACGAAUUCACAUUACCUUCAAGGGAAAUUGUUUUUCAAGUUGGAACCACGUAAAAUGAUUCAUAGUUCCAUGCAAUAGUUUGAAACGUUUACUGAGAAACCAAUGUGCUGUAUUGCUAUAAAAGAGUGUUGUUUUUUUUU